This is a messenger RNA of Parnassius apollo (apollo), 730 nucleotides long. The record is from the annotation of a GenBank genome assembly. NCBI's taxonomy places the organism in Eukaryota, Metazoa, Arthropoda, Insecta, Lepidoptera, Papilionidae.
AGCUCCCGAUAGUAAUUAUUUACCAAUCAAGAUGGAGGCGUUAUCAGAUGUUCUGCAGCCGUACAAGGAGCUAGUGGGGAGCGUGGCCGGGAUUGUCACGGUCGCACAGAUGUUUUCUGGCUCCUUUAUAUGUUACGAUAUAUACAAGCAGGGGAACACCAGGGGAAUCGGCAUAGCGCCUUUCAUCGGUGGUGUUGUCAUGAGUUUGCUCAAUUUAAAAUACGGCUUCAUCCUCCGCGAUGAUAUGAUGAUUCAAGUGAACUUCGUCGGUUUGGGGAUUAACUUGCUGUACGUUCUGAUAUAUUUCAACUAUACGUCGGAGAAGGUGAAAGUGUGGGCGAAAAUGGGUCUGGCGGGUGCCUUCACAGCCGCACUGCUGGGCUACGCUGAGAUGGAGGAUCCGAAGCUCAUCGAGAACAGAUUUGGUACCAUAAUAACCGCUUUCAUGUUCUACUUAAUAGCAUCUCCGCUGUUUUCCUUGGGGGAGAUCAUAAAGAACAAAAGCACAGAAGGUUUGCCCUUCCCCAUGAUCUUCUCUGGCGCUAUUGUCACCUUCAUGUGGUUGCUGUACGGCAUCAUCCUGAAGAACAAGUUUCUAAUUAUACAAAACUUCGUUGCUGUGGGGCUCUGCGCAAUUCAGCUUUCACUGUUCGUCAUCUAUCCAUCCAAACCUGUUGGUAAAGCGAGGGCAAAGGCACAGGCUAAGGCGAAAGCAAAGAAAGCUGAUUAG